UGGGAAGUGAGAUUCAACCACUUGGCUAUACGGAAGAACACAAGAGUGUCCGUCUCGUCGUCUUUUUUCUGUGCGUAAAGUAGGCGACUAUAUAGUGGUGAAUGUAGGCUAGGCUGAAAUUACGCUGCCUAUUGUGUUUUGGAGAUGAGAGGACGACGAGUAUGCCUAUGCCUAUGAAUAGACAACAACGAAGCUUCAAAGCGUAGUUUUUCUUACAGGUCACGCCCUGUGUUCCCCAACCUACUGGCAAAAUGAACUCUGCGCAAUACAAUCAGGGGUACCAUGGACAGCAUGAGCAUGUCACUUUCCUCAGCAACCAAGAGAAGGGGAAGUCCAAGAAGAGAGCUGGUCUGGUGGUGGGCGUCAUCCUCACACUCCUGGUCAUUGCAGGUGUAGCAGGAUUUCUCAUUUGGUAUUUCUUGGGCCAACGUGACGCUACGGAGGAUGCCACCCUGAGUAAGCAGAGGAAGUCAGCCAAGAGGGUCUUCAGCGGCCAGAUGGAACUGUCUGGAGUGCAAUACUUGGACACACUCGAGGAUCCUAAUAGCGAAGACUUUGAAGAUAUGGCAAAUACUUUGGAAGAAACAUUGACAGGAACAUUGAAGACAGACCCCAUCUUGUCCAAGUUCUUUAAAAAGGCAGUGAUUUCAGCCUUCAGUGAGGGCGUCAAGGCCUACUACUGGGCCCAAUUCCAGAUUCCAGCUGCCGAUCUGGAGCUUCUCCCGGAGGUGUCAGAGGAACGCGUCAUGGAAGCACUCCGUUCACAGCUCCGUAUCCACGGCAGACAGAGUCUGCAGCAGAUGAAAGUGACCGACGUCACAGUGUCAUUCACAGACUCAAGGAUGGCCCGGAAUCCCAGAGAAAAGGAGUGUUUCUACCGCCUUGAAGCUGAAUCAUCUGUUCAAUCUUUCGAGUCGCCCGGGUUUCCAGAGAAAUAUCCGGCCCACUCACGUUGCCAGUGGCAGAUUCGAUCACCUAAAGGCACAGCCAUCUUGGUCAAGUUCCCAUUUUUCCACGUUGAGGAUGACUGCUCCAAUGACUUUGUGUUCAUUUAUGACUCGCUGAGCCCAGACGACUCACAAGCCAUCACCAAGAAAUGUGGCCAGCGUCCUCCCACCAACCAACUAGGAGUGGUGUCAUCCAGCAACAUUUUGCUGAUUAACCUAAUCUCCGAUAGCAGUUUGCAGAGACCGGGUUUCAAAGGAGAAUAUUCAAUCCUUCCUGUAACCACAGCCAAAGCGUGUGGCGGAUCUUUCUCCAACUCCAGUGGUACUUUCAGCUCGCCUCACUUUCCCAAUUUUUAUCCACCAUCUACAGACUGCAAAUGGACUAUUUCAGUCCCCAAAGGCCAGAAGGUUCGUUUGACAUUCACAAUGUUUCGUAUGAAGGAGCCUGGUGUGGACGUCCGUGUCUGUCACAAAGAUUAUGUGGAGGUCAUGGGUGUCAAGUACUGUGGAGAACGGUCUAUGUUGGCACUCACAACCACAUCAAACAGUAUGGAGGUCAUUUUCCAUUCAGAUGAAUCCUACACUGACAAAGGAUUUAAGGCGAAGUAUAAUGCCUAUGACCCCAACGACCCGUGUCCUGAAAAGUUUGCCUGCGCUUCGGGAAUCUGCAUUGAUAAAAGUUUGAAAUGUGACGGUUGGAACGACUGCGGAGAUAUGAGCGAUGAGCGCACAUGCCAGUGUGAAAAGGACCAGUUCGCCUGUGCCAAUGGGAUGUGCAAGCCAAAUUACUGGGUGUGUGACCGUGCUAACGACUGCGGUGACAACAGUGACGAGUUGGGGUGCAGUUGUGGGGAGGACGAGGUGAAGUGUGGCGAUGGCACAUGUGUUCCCCAGAACGCUGUCUGUGAUGGCAAGAGGGACUGCGCUGACAGCAGUGAUGAGGCCUCUUGUAAAGAAUCUUCUGGGAUCUGCACAGACUUCACUUUCAAAUGUAAGGACGGCAGCUGUGUGAACAAAAUAAAUGCUGAGUGUGACCGUGAAAGGGACUGCUCUGAUGGAUCGGAUGAGGACGGAUGCAGUUGUGGAAUACGCCCUUACAAACACAACCGCAUUGUAGGUGGCCUGGACGCAGACAUUGGGGAGUGGCCCUGGCAGGUUAGCCUGCACUUCCAGACUCAUGGCCAUGUGUGUGGAGCCUCAAUUCUGUCACCCACCUGGCUACUCUCCGCUGCCCACUGCUUCCAGAGUGCCGAUCCCAAGUACCUUGAGGCUAAAAACUGGCAGUCCUACAGCGGUCUCCGAGAUCGCGUGAAGGUUUGGGACGAGGAUGUGCAGAGGCGCAGCAUCAAGACAAUCGUUCCACAUCCGCACUACAACACCAUGACCUUCGACUACGACAUCGCUCUGCUGGAGCUCCAAGAGCCGCUGGAGUACACCAACCUGAUCAGCCCCGUCUGUCUGCCAGCCAAGUCCCACGUGUUCCCAGCUGGCAUGCCCUGCUGGGUGACUGGGUUUGGAAAGCUACGAGAAGGAGGACGUCUUGCCGGUGUUCUACAAAAAGCAGAGGUCAAGAUUAUAAAUGAUACGGUGUGCAACAUCGUGACCGAAGGCCAGGUCACCUCAAGAAUGAUGUGCAGCGGCUUCCUCUCAGGAGGAGUGGAUGCCUGUCAGGGAGACUCGGGAGGGCCUCUGGUGUGCCUUUCGGAGGGAGGCAAGUGGUUCCAGUCAGGCAUCGUGAGUUGGGGUGAAGGCUGCGCUCGCCGCAACAAGCCCGGCGUCUACACUCGCGUGACCAAGCUACGGGAAUGGAUAUCUGAAACGUCUGGUGUCUAAAAGUACACAAGGCAACUUUUGAGCAGUGUUGCUGGGCAACAACAUAAUUGGCACCUGAUUUUUUGAUUAAAUGUUUGACAUUAUUUGUUUACUGAUGAUCCAAGCUCUCCUGAUGAAAGUGUUGUAGUGAUAAACUAUCCAAAUAAAAUCUUUUUAAAAUCGUUGCCCAAAAGCAUUGCUCAAAAAGUUGCCUAGUGUAUCAUCACCUUAAGUGUACGAGGAGCUUUUGAGUUACAUGAUGGGAAUUGUAAUUUGGUGUGUCCCAAUAGGAGAAUUUAACGUCGUGGUUUUGGGAAUUUUGGGAAUUUUUUGAUCAAUUUUAUUUAAUUUUUCAAAGUGUCAAUAUGCUCAGAAAGCAUUGAUAGUCCUAAGAAAGCCUAUCGUUAAAGACACUGUACGUAAUAUUUGUGUCAUUUUGGAGUGAAGAAAACUCUUAAGUGUACAAAUGAAGGUGUUCAACAAUUCCUCCUGACCCCAGCGUUGACAUUAGGUUAAAGGCUACAAUGUGUGCCCGCGCAGCAACUUCAAUAGGCUUGGACAGGGCUCACGGUGGACACCCUGGAGAUAGAAUACAAUCUAACUCUCUGUGAAUACUUUGGAGAGACAUGGCCCACUGAAGUUUUAGUGAUCGAAUAUCACACACAUUUAUGUUUUCAUUUGUUCUGACCUCAUGAUGGACCAAAUGUUUGCCAUGCCGCCGGAUUUGGCCUGUGGGCCUGUGUUUGGACUGUGGUUGCACAGUGGUUGCACUGUAUGUUUCACUGUUUGGAUUUCAAAAUGUGCAUGGCUUUUAAUAUGUAUAUUUUUAGGAACAGAUGUGCACCUGCUGAAGGAAGAUGUAAUGUUUCAAACAGGCUCAGGUCUCUUUGUAUCUGAUUGGCUAUUCAAAAAUGUGUGGAUGAGUUCCCAAUUGUCCAUGUUUAUAAUGUUAUAUAGUUGGUGGAACACAAGUAUUGUUUUGCUUUAAAGGUGCACUGUGUAAUGUUUUUAGUAGUUUAUUUCCAGAAUUCAUGUUGGUCAUUCACGUUACCCAUUUCACGAAUACUUACCACCACCAUUACAUUUUCUCAGUGUUUAUUAUGACUGGGAAAAUGGCUCUUUUCCUACAUGAAAAGUUGGAUCAUCUCCAUGCCGACCAUUUUGAAUUUUCAGAAAUAGCCCUGUUUAGCUGCAGAGGUAACUGUACUUUGGUCAUGCUAGUAAAUAUGAAUUUAUUACUUUAUUAAGUAUUAGUAAAUAUUCAUGAAAAAAAAUAUCAAAUUUGACAAUAGGCAGCACAGUUUCAAUGAGCAGCAUAGUUGCAAUACCUACUCUGGCCACAAUCCUACACAGUGUACCUUUAGGAUGUGGCAAACGUGGGGUGCUGUGAUGCACUGUGUGCUAAUGCACCUAUAUACGACAUACAGGACGGGAAGCUGCCCGUGGGGUUCCAGGCUCGAGGCAGGCCCCUGGGUCAUAUCCUAACCCUACUCUAUCUUUCUCUCCAACUCAAUCCUGUCUCACUCUUCCACUGUCCAAUCAUAAUAAAAGCAACAACAAAACAAAAAAUAUAUACUGUAUAUAUAUUCUAAAAAGUGGCAAAGUUAAUAUCAAUCAUGACAUGUACAUAAAGACAAUUUCAGUUUUGAGGAAAAAAAUCUAGUUGAUGCACAUUUUCUACUGUACACCUUGCUUUCCGAUGGGCUGUAACCAUCUAGUCUAGAUUGUAGUAGUCAGUAGGCCUAGGCCUACAUAUGGCCUAUCACUUGUGGUGACAUGUAAUUUCUCCAAAACGCUGUUGUUCCGACCUCUCAACAAUCAGAUCAUUUCUUUUUGACAAAUCCCUGUUAUUCUAGGCCAGUUCUGAGGCUGACAGAGGAGCCUAGGUUACAUUUAUGGAACACAUACUACCAAUUUGUAAAAUUAUAUUUUCUUUUUAACAUGUUUCAAUUGAAUACAUUUAUGCCAAAAAUAUGUGCACGAGUAUGCAGGGAAGCUUCUUGGAUUGUUUGAAUAUGUAUGUUAAAACUGUAUACUGUAUUUGUAUUUGUUGCCUCAAGGCAACACUGUGCAGUUAGGUCAAGUUUUUUCAGCCAUUAUAAUGCAUUUGCAUGUAUGGAAUUGUGUUUACAUGCAUACAUGAUCAGUCAAUGUUUUUACUUUACAAACGUAAGAUAUUUAUACAGGACAUGGAUAUUAAUACAUAUUAUUAAUGUGUUCAAUAAGUUUGGAAUAUAUUUCGCCAGUUGCCAAAAUGAUGAUGGGGGAAGGUUGCGAAAUGACCCAGGCUCGAUUGUAACCUGGGUUUCCUUGGGCAAUCCCCCCUACAGGCAUAUAGCACUGUGCACCACAACACCCAUUGCUAAUGCAGUACUAAUGUCCCAAAAUUAAUGCAUAAUGCAUUCUUGCUAUUUUUUUUUUUUUUUUUACUAUUUUUGCCAUAUUUUAGGGGUCAGGGAUCUGGAGUCAUUUGGAAGUACUAUGUGUGACCAUAUGUAUGUGCGUGUGUAUGAAUGUAAGUGUGUGUAUGUGUGGGUAAAGAAAAGGUGUGUGGGUAAAGAAAAGGUGCUCCUUGAUGCUUCUGUUUAGGAAAUUUAAAUUCAAGUAAAUAAAGGUGUAUCAGAAGAGAGCGCACCUCAGAAAUGGGUGUAUUGUGGUGUUUCUAAUCCUUACCCUUAACUGACAGCUCUUUCACUCUCUCAAUUAACAGUUUCUUAAUUCCUCUGUCUGCUCAAGUCAAGAGUCAGGGUGUUCUCUCUCCGUCGACUAACUCAACAUCUCACUACGCACCUUCCUCCUCCGCGGAACAAAGGCCUCAAAAUUGUCCGAGCUCUGUCCAUGCGUUAAGCAUCUACAUGAUUUAGAUGAUAGAGAGAUGUCUCGUUCAUCUCCCUCAGAAACCCGGGGUUACCACG
Messenger RNA from Engraulis encrasicolus (European anchovy), 5674 nucleotides. It is a transcript of the gene st14, whose product is annotated as ST14 transmembrane serine protease matriptase. Lineage: Eukaryota; Metazoa; Chordata; Actinopteri; Clupeiformes; Engraulidae. Gene Ontology annotation, molecular function: serine-type endopeptidase activity; protein binding. Gene Ontology annotation, biological process: proteolysis; acrosome reaction. The transcript has 19 exons. The record is from RefSeq and is a predicted model, not a curated record. The coding region runs from base 252 to 2780 and encodes 842 amino acids.